Molecule: messenger RNA, 3708 nt
Organism: Fusarium musae
Lineage: Eukaryota; Fungi; Ascomycota; Sordariomycetes; Hypocreales; Nectriaceae
Exons: 4
Coding region: 1-3708 (1235 amino acids)
Source: RefSeq, a predicted model, not a curated record
AUGUCUGAGUCCGAGAGCUUUGACGUUGUUCAGCACGAGGAAGCUGUCGCUUCUCAGUCUGAUGCUGCUGCCACUGAGCCCGAGAGCCCUCAGGCAACCGCUCCUGCGUCCCCCGAGACUCCUAAGGAGAAGACAAAGGAGAAUGGAGAGUCGAAGCCAGCUUUGAAGAAGCCUACUGCAACCUCCACGACGGCUACACGUCGACCUGGCUCUACUUCGACCACGGCCAAGCCUGCUGCGACUAGCACUCGCGCGCCAGGCGGUCUGAGCAAGCCCCCAACCCGACCUCCUGCCUCAACUGUUCGCCGUCCUGCGACAUCGACUUCUAGCGCGAGCCACCGAAGCCGACCUAGUAUGAGCGCCAGCGAAGAUGACAAGAAGUCGACCACCUCCACCGCUUCUUCUGCCCGUAGGACAAGCUCUAUUGUGUCUAGCCCAGGCAAGACUGCUGAGAGGAGGACUGUCGGUACUACAAGUUCGACAACUGCUACUCGACGACCUACAUCAACAUCCACCACGGCCCCACGAACUUCUACUACCCGAACGGCAGCUACCCCUAGCACUACCGCGACACGAACGGCUGCAACACCCACCGCCAGCAAGCGUCUCUCUACUUCGGGCUCCUUGACUGCUGCUUCCCGAACUGCAACUCGACCUGCUGCUUCUGCGGAAUCUGCUAAGGAGAUCGAGGCCCUCAAGGCCAAGCUGGCGGAGGGUGAGAGCGAGAUCGAAGCUCUUAAGGCUGAGGUGAAGAGCUCAGAGGAGAAGAUCGCUGAGCUCACUGAGAAGAUUGGCAACGAGGCGACCCCUGUCGAGACCGACGCGAAGCCCAGUGGAGACAACGACGAAGCAAUUGCCACUCUCAAGUCUGAGCACGAGUCCGCAAUUGCUUCUCUCGAGACUCAGGUUUCUGAGGCGAAUGAGAAGCUGCAUGCUGCAGAGAGCGAUCUUGAGAAGCUUCGAGCUGACCUCGAUGCUGCUGUUAGCGCCAAGGAAGCAAGUGAGACCGAGCUCGACUCAUUGAAGAAGCAGCUCGAGACUACUCAGGCUGAGAAUGAGGAGAAGCUCAACUCUAGUCAGGAAGCACUCCAGAAGGCCAUUGAGGAGAACGCAUCCAAGAUCGAGGAGUUGAAGGCUGCUCUUGAGGCUGAGAAGGCGUCCGCCAUCGAGGCUCUAGAAGCAAAGCACAAGGAGGAUCUUGAGAAGGGCCAGACUGACGCUUCCUCCCAUGAGACUGCUUUGGCCGAGCUCAAGGCUUCUCAUGAGGCUGUGACUGCUGAGUUGCAAAAGAAGAUCGACGAAUUAACCUCUUCGCAGUCUGCUCUCGAAUCCGCCAACGACGACAAGCUGAAGUCUGAGCAAGAGGCGCACAGCUCUAAGAUUUCUGCUCUUGAGGCUGAUGCCGCGGACGCGAAGGCGAAGCUGGAGGCUGCUGAGAAGGAUGCCGAGGCAGCCAAGUCUGAGAUCGAGUCUCUCAAUGGCGAGAUCGCCAAGCUUCAGUCCAGCUUGUCCGAGAAGGAAACUGAGCUCGAGGCUGCUAAGCAAGAUCUUGCUAAGGCUCAAGAGGAGGCUGCAUCCCUGAAGGCUGCCGCCGAAGAGGCUCAAAAGUCUCUUGCUGAGAAGGAAGACGAAAUUGCUAAGGUCAAGGAGAUGCACGAGGAGCGCAUGAAAAACAUUUCUCAGGAUUACGAGACCGAAAUCGAGUCUCUUCGAGGAGACGCCUUCUUCAAGCGCAAGUACGAGGAGCUUGAAACCCAGCACAACGAGCUCCAGACCUCCUCUUCGGAGGCCGCUGAAGGCCACACCAAGGCUCUCGAAGCUGCCAAGGCCGAAUAUGCUGCUGCCGUUGCUGCUUUGGAAGAGAAGGAGGCCGAGCACCAGAAGAAUCUCGAUGCUCUCCGUGCCAGUCACGCCGAGGAGCUCGAGUCUGCAAAGAACUCUGCCUCAGGUGACCACGAUGCUCACAUUGCCGAGCUCGAUUCUCUGAAAGAGAACCAUGCUAAGCAGUUGGAAGUGAUCAAGAACGAAGGUGCCUCUACACAUGCUGAGGAGCUUGAGUCGAUCAAGGCUGCUCAUGCUAGUGUUCUAGAGGCUCUGAAGAAAGAGCACGACGAGGAGAAAGAGAAACUUGUUGCCGGUCACAAGAGCGAAUUGGCCUCUGUCAAGGAUGCAAGUGAAACUACUCAUGCUACUGAGAUCGCUAGGCUCAUGACGGAGCUUGACAGUGCUAGAGAGUCUGGCGAGACUGCUCAUGCUACUGAACUUGAGUCUCUGAAGGCCAAGCUUGAGGCUGAGAAGGAUGCUAGCGACAAGGAGCAUGCUGAGGCUUUGGCCAAGGCUCAAGAAGGCAUCGAGGCUGCCAAGAAUGCUGGCAAUGAAGCCCAUGCUGCUGAAAUCGCCAAACUCAAGGCUGACCUUGAGGCUGCCAGAGAUGCCGCCAAGAAGUCGUUGGAGGCUGAGUUGGAGGCCUUGAGGGUAGAACUUGAGGAAGCCAAGAAGGCUGGUGAAAACAAGCACGCUGAAGAACUGGCUAGUCUAAAGGCUGAGCUUGAGACCGCCAAGGAGGAGGUCGAGAAAGCACGCGAGUCCAACUCACAAGCUAUUGAGAUGGCUCGAUACGAGCUUCAGCAGAAACAUGCCGAUGAGGUUGAGAAGCUUCUCGAAUUCAACGGCGAGGUCGUUGAGCGCAUGAAGCGGGAAGGUGGCGAUGUCAAGAAGGAACUGGAGGAGAUGACUCUGGCGCACACCAAGGCUAUCGAGGAUAUGAUGGCUGAGCACAGGAGCAACAACAGUCACCUGGAGGACAAGCUCGCCCAUCAGGCUGCUUCCAACGCCGAACUUGAGGCUUCUCUGGAGGCUGCUCAAGAAUCCCUUGCCAAGGCUCAACAGGAAGUUGAGGACCUUUCUCAGCGGCUCGCUCAGGAGAAGACCGAGCGAUUCACUGCUCUUGCUGAGCUUGAGGAGGCCAAAAACACCAAGCCUGACACUUCCGAGGCUGAUGCCCUCAAGCGGGAGCUUGCUACAACCAAGAAGUUCCACGAGGAUGUCAUGCAUAGCCUUGAUCUCGAACUCAAGGGGACACAAAACAUGCUUGAGGAGCGAAGAAGCGAGCUCAUAGCCAGCCAGAAGCAGGUUGAAUCUCUGACCGAGGACCUUGCCCUGGUUAAGAAGGAACUAGAGGCGUUCAAGGCCGAGGCCGAUGCGAGCAAGAAGACUGCCAGCGCUGAUUACCAAGACCUGAACGAUAGCAUGACUGCUCUUGUUGAGGAGGCCACAACCAAGUCCAAGGACCUCCAAGCCAAGUUGGAUGAAAGUGUGGCCAAGGUCGAGGAUAGUGAGAAGAAGAUUGAGGUAUUGGAAGCCCAGCUUAAGGUCAAGGAUGCCGAGAUUGCCGAGGCAAAGGCCAAUGCUGCCGUUGCCAAGCCCAAGGGUCUCUCGGCCAGCAGAUUUGCCAACGCAGAUGACGGCGACAACGCUGCUGCGAACGAAGAUGCAGCGGAAGGUGAGGAGAUUGACGACCAUUCCUCAGCAGCACUUGCUUCGAUAAGUAAGGCGAGGCUCACAGCCAAGCAAAUGGAUACCCUCGAUAGGGAAAUGAGGGAUCGCAACUUGCUGAUAUUGAAGUCUAUCACGGAUGUCAAGUCGCCAAAGCUGGGUAGUGAACAUCACUACGAGCAACAGCAAUUCGAGCAGUCGCAGUUCAGUUAA